Messenger RNA from Microbotryum saponariae, 966 nucleotides. Lineage: Eukaryota; Fungi; Basidiomycota; Microbotryomycetes; Microbotryales; Microbotryaceae. The record is from the annotation of a GenBank genome assembly.
AUGGCAGUAAGUGUAUACUCGCAUGUGCAGCUCUGUAUUCGCUGACGAUGAUGACCGAGUCUCUUUGCAAUCGCGUCGCGUCGCGUCACGUGUCCAUUUCGCAUCUCUUCCGCAAACGCAGGACGACCGCUUCUGCUACCUGCACAUGCCGGAGAUGCUCUCGAGCCAGAUACUACUGGACGAGGAGGAUGCCAAACUGGGCUGGGACUUGCCUCAUGAUGGUCAGUCGAUGUAGGCCCUCCUUGCGAAGUGCAACUUGGCUGCUGAUUGACGAUCACCCCUUUUGAAGACAUCAUCGUACCCGCCCACCUGUUACCUUCAUAUCAAGACGAAGACGACGAGAGUUAGUAUAUCGUGCUAUUGAGGGCUUCCAACCGACCCUCGAUUCCAGUGACUGAUGAUCGUGUUCUCUCACGUCUUCCUGAAUCAGCAAUCCUCCCCUCGUCAGCUCAUCCGUCGUACCCCUACGGCAACCCAUACACCCCGACCGCGCGCAACUCUUCGACACCUUACUCUCGUCCUUCCCAGGCCGCAUUCCUCUCCCGCGGGGGUGGCGGCGGCGACGGCGGAGCAAGCGGUGGACACGGAAGCAACUCGUCGAAUCGUUUCGCCGCCGCUCGUUCACUCGGUCCCCUCUUGCCCGGGGCCAAAGCCACAGCCAAUGGUCCAGGAUCGUUAGCGACAACACUGUCAAAUCUCGAACUACGAGGCCUCUUCCAAAGCACGACCUUGGGGGAUGCACAAGACCGAGAAUGGGGCGAGAUGGGUAUAGCCUCCUUGCUCGGGAUCGAAGAAGGGUCGGGGUUGAACGACGAUCCGGAGACUUUGCUGAGGAAUGCUGGGAUCGCUUCGACGGAUGGACCGGGGGCGAAUGGGGCGGGUGGGAUGGACCCUUCUGCGGGUGGGGAAGCUCAGGGACAGAAUGCCGGCGAUCACCCUGAUACCGAGGAGGAAGAGGAAGAAUAG